Molecule: messenger RNA, 1563 nt
Organism: Stylophora pistillata
Lineage: Eukaryota; Metazoa; Cnidaria; Anthozoa; Scleractinia; Pocilloporidae
Product: contactin-associated protein 1-like
Source: RefSeq, a predicted model, not a curated record
UAUUUGCCAUGUAUGGCCGAGAGUGACCUGAGACUUACAAUCACUUGGACAAAGGAUGGCAGGUCUUCCCUUCCUGUGGAGUCUAAUGUUCUACAGAAUGGAACACUGGUUAUAAACAACAUUGGGAAAUCACACGAAGGAUCUUACACCUGUAGAGCGACUAAUGCUCUGACAUCAAUAGAGGCCAAAGUCAAAAUCAACUCUCCCGUUGCAACGUCUUGUUCUGUGAUAAGAAAAUACAGCGGCAGCGCAAGUGGAAAUUACGUCAUUGAUCCAGAUGGCGUAGGGGGACUGGCACCUUUCACAGUUUACUGUGACAUGAGUGACAAGAAUGGGGUUGGCGUGACAGUCAUCAGUCACGACAGUGAAAGUAGAACGCACGUGAAUGGAUGUGAACCUCAUGGCUGUUAUUCACAUGACAUUCAUUACACUGGAGCGAGUCUGUCCCAGCUGGCGAGUCUCACCAGAGCCUCCUCACACUGUGAACAGUUCAUCAAAUAUGAAUGUCAUGGUUCAGUGCUAUUAGGAGGGCUGGGAGGAGGAUUCGCAUGGUGGGUGUCACGUGACUCUGCUAAGAUGACGUACUGGGGAGGAACAUCACCUGGAAGUAGUAAGUGCGCAUGCGGGAUGACCACCUCAUGCGCAGACUCCAGUUAUCCUUGUAACUGUGAUAAGAAUGACUUUGCAUGGCGGGAAGACAGCGGUCUCCUCACUGACAAGACACAUCUACCAGUGAAACAGCUCAGGUUUGGUGACGCAGGUGAUGGAGGAGAAGAAGGAUAUCACACUCUGGGAAAACUGAAAUGCUAUGGAAUAGCAUGAGCAGUUAACAUGAAAGCAGUUUUCAGUAAAAGAUUAGUCAAACCAAAUUUUAACUUCGUUGAAAUUUAGGCUUUUAAGAUAGACUGUUAAGACGCAUUAGGUGAAACAAUAUGUUCCUUUCUAACAUCUGAGUAAUUUUUUUUGAUACUGAAGUAUAUGACUGUAUUUUGCUUUUAACCACUCUAGUUUUUUGGACAUCGACUUAAUUUCGAUCAUUUUAAGUGCACUCCAAUUUACUCUAGUAAUUAUGGAGUUGUAAGAGCAGCAAUUGUCAUUGGACCCCAGUACGUUGACUGAAACUCCACCGGUAACAGCGGACUCGUUCUCUUAUCUCUACCCCACAGUCGGGUUUACCAACAAAGCCGAGUUGUGAGAGCGCGAGGAGUGAGGCGGGAAACUUGGAUAGUGUUUGCCAUAUCAACAAAGUCAACAAUGGAGGUCAUGAGUUACAAAUUGUCCGGCAGCAACCCUAAUAGUUACAGUCCUUUCCGUAAUUCAAGAAUUUAGUUUUCGUUUAUUGUCGUCAUUUUUAAUAGAGUGAUAUAACAAAUUCAUUACCUAGAAUUAAUGCACUUACCUCUACGUCUACGAGAAUAGGCGCAUGCGCGCAUGAGCAGGCGAAUAUACCCGUCUACAUUUUGCAUGAAAAAGCGUGUUGGGGCUAAAUCGUGCGCUUAAUCUACAUAUCAACCGUUUUAUUUUGUGAUAAAAUAAACAUGACAAUUUUGACCUCGGCAGAGA